AAGCAGACAACAAACACAACACCAAUCAUUUUCUCAGAGAGAUUUCUUUUGUCAACUGUCCUUAUCCAUUGUCGAAGCUUGAGGUCUCCUCUCCUAAACUCUUUAUGUCUCUCUCAAAGUUUCAAUUUUUAUUUGGUCUCCUUCUCUGCAACCCGAUAACAGUACUUUUCAUAGAAUCUGAAUAUCUCUAUUGAUAAUUUUCAUUAUAGCUUUGGACUGUUAACUUUUUCUUAUUUAUGCAUUCGAUUUUUGAUUUCUUCUUUAAGAGAAAUAACAAAACUUCGAUAUCAUACAGAAACUCCGAUAACAACGAUGAACGGUCGUGGCAAUAGGACUCCUUCAAGCACUCAAUACCAGCAGAAUCCUUUUUGCACCAACGGUGGCCAGAGCACAGGCAUGUCACUGUCUCACCAGACUUCUCCGUCAACCUUUUCUCAGGUCCCACCACUGAUCCGUUUUCCAGCCGGGUCACCAGACUUCAGCCCCGGACCACGGUGUACGACGCAGCCGUUCCCUACCUUCCCUGACUUCACUCAGACGAGUCCGUCGUUCCAUAAUCCAUUGGCGCCGGCGAUCUCUACUCCGUCGUCUAGCUUCUACUUUCCCCAGACGAGUCCUUCACCGUCGCCGGUGAGCUCUACUCCAUCGCCGUUCAGUCAUGACUCAUUUAUGCAUUCCAACCCCGAACCAUGGACGAUACCUCAACCAUCGCAUGUGUUCUCAUCCACGUCGUCAGGGAGCUCUACUCCACCUUCGUUCCGUCGUGAUUCCUUUCCCCGCUCCUACCCUGGAAAAGGGUCGAUGACUCACAGGCCUAUACUUUCAGUCCUGCCGCCGUCGCCUGUCUACUGCUCUAAUCCUAUGGUGAGCUCAUCUCCGACGUCAAUCGGUUGUAAGUCAAUCCCGUUGAUGCACCCUUCUCCAUCAGUACAUGUGGCGAACAGAGACUCUUCCAUUAGGUCUAACUCCGAUCAUCCUUCAUUGCCUCCUCGGGUUCCGGUCAAGAGGUCUAACUCCGCCAAAGUCUCCCGCAGCAACACUCUGCAUUCAAGAAAGUCUCAUAAACGGACCAACACUGAUAUCACUGGGAUCAGUUCGAUGGCCCCUCAGGGUUCUCCGGGAUCGAGCUACCUUGAGCUAUCAGAUAUGCUGGUUGGGGACUCAAGAUGUGGCGAGGAAGGCUUUGGAGAAUUGAUCUAUGAUGAAGAAGCCAUGAAGGAGUUCUGUUCUGAGUAUAUGAUUCUGCAUAACAAUAACAAUGGUGAUCAGAAUCAGAAUGUUGAUGUUUUGAUGAUAACCAAUACUGAUUCGGGAGGUCCAAGCAACGCGAAUGAGAGCGAGUUUAAAACUGGAUCGACUACUUCGGGUGUCAAGAGAAGAGCAGGGAAAGAGAUUGAACCUUCACGCCAACUCUAUAGGAGUGCUUCAGCGGAUACAUGUUAUAACAGUGACUUGAUAAAGCGUAGGAAUCUACAGGGUCAAGUUAGCAGUUCUGUUGGAAGAGGAGAUAAAGAGGCUGCAGAUGAUCCUAAGAAAUUUCAAAGAAGGUUGGCAAACCGAGCCGCAGCUGCACGUUUUAAGGAGAGGCAGAUGAUGCACAUUCUUGAUUUGGAACGCAGAGUAAAGAUUCUUGAGAAGACUAAUGCUUCACUGGUUGGAACGAUGACGCUUAUGGAGAAGGAAAACAUGAUGAUGAUGGGCGAGAACAAGGAAGGGAAGCUUCGAGUUCAAUUGCUGGAGCAAAAGGCACAUAUUCUUGAUGAAAUUGAAAGAUUAGAGAAGAAAGCAAAGGAACGAGAGGGCUUAGACUACUCUCAACUGAAGCUAAGUGAAGAGCUCAUCGCUGAAGUCAACCGACUUAAGGUGGCAGCUGGUGAGGGAAUGGCAAACCCCAGCCAGUUUGACAGUCCAAUGAUGCAGCCGUUGGAUCCAAACAUGUUCCAGCUGCAAGUCAACAUCAAUGAGGUCAAUGAGUUCAAUCAACAGCAGCCAAACCAAGAUUUCUCUGGACAUUAGAUCUAAAGAAGUUGAGAUAUUUCUUGCAAUAUACUAAAAAUUAUUUC
Molecule: messenger RNA, 2063 nt
Organism: Arabidopsis arenosa
Lineage: Eukaryota; Viridiplantae; Streptophyta; Magnoliopsida; Brassicales; Brassicaceae
Source: the annotation of a GenBank genome assembly